UUUAUUUUCGCAUAUUUUAACAAGCGUGAAGGCAGUUAGUCCACACACAGUUCUGAACUUCGGUAUCAUCCUUGAUAAUCGCUUUCUUUCCUCUUCCAUUGCUCUGGGUGUUUAUUUAUCGUCUUUGAAUUUUCUCCCUUCCUUUGAUUUUGUAAUGGGUGGGGCUCAGAGCAGGGAGGGGGUGUUAGAUAGUUCGGAUUCCGAGUCCGAAGAUAAUUUUUCAACUCCCAAUGGAAAACCCAUUAAAUCCAAAAAUGCAGAGGAUCUCACUGCCAGUCUUCAAGACCUCAACCUCAACAAUAACAAUGGCAUUGGCAGUAGCAAUGCGAAUGACAAGGGGCCCAGGGUUAAAUUGUAUAGGCACAUUGGGGGCAACACCCCCAAAUCCCAAUGGGUAGUCUCCGAUAACCUUGUCGUCAUCAGGUUUGUCCGUGAGAGAGACCAAGAUGAGGACAAGGAUGAUGACGAUGACGACGUGAGCGAGGAGGAGGAGGAGGAGGAGGAGGAGGGUGAGGCGAGUAAGAAGGGAAUCGGAGGCUGGAUGCUCACUGUGGGGUCGAAGGUUCGAGCCAGAAUGGAUGAUCGUCUGCAGAUCAAAAUGUUUGAUGAUCAAUUGAGAGUGGACUUUGUCUCAAAGGGUGUCUGGGCUGUCAAAUUUUUGAACAGGGAAGAUUACAGGAACUUUGUUGUGGAAUCACAGAAUUGCAUUUUUGAGAAUAGGUACCUUAUGGCCGCCACAGAGGCUAACAAGGUUAAGGUCUUUGGUAAGGAUUUUAUGGGUUGGGCUAAUCCCGAACAGGCUGAUGAUUCUGUGUGGGAGGAUGCAGAGGAUGAUGUUCAAAUGCCUAGUAGUCAUGUGGUGAAUGAUUUGAAGGAGCAGACUGAGGAGACAGGGGGUACUGGGGGAAUUCAAAGUUUGGCCAUGGGCGCUGGGAGUCAUAGCUUUUUAGUCGGGGAAUCAGGGGUUGAGGCAGUGAAGAAUCUGUACAAUGGUAUCCAGGGCAAGGGUUCAGUGGUAAAGUUUAAGUUGGGAGAACUGAGGUCUGGGGGCUCUGGAAGUACAUCUUUCUCGACACCCAAAAAGGCAUUGCUCAUGAGGGCUGAGACCAAUAUGUUGCUAAUGAGCCCUGCAAUGGAGGGGAAGCCUUAUUCUACUGGGGUUCAUCAGCUGGACAUUGAGAGUGGAAAGGUUGUAACGGAGUGGAAAUUUGAGAAGGAUGGGACCUCCAUUACAAUGAGAGAUGUGGCCAAUAAUAACAAGGGUGCACAAUUGGAUGCUUCGGAAUCAACUUUCUUAGGGUUGGAUGACAACAGAUUGUGUAGGUGGGACAUGAGGGUCAAGUAUGGCAAUGUGCAGGAUAUUGAUAGCCCUGUGUUGAAUUGGACAGAGGGCCAUCAGUUUUCUAGAGGGACCAAUUUCCAGUGCUUUGCUACUACAGGUGAUGGGUGUGUUGUUGUUGGUUCUGCUGAUGGGAAGAUUAGGCUCUAUGGGACGAGAUCAAUGAGGAUGGCUAAGACAGCAUUUCCUGGCCUUGGUUCGCCAGUGACUCAUGUGGAUGUUACCUAUGAUGGAAAGUGGGUUCUGGGGACUACUGAUACUUAUCUGAUUCUUGUCAGUACUGUUUUCACGGAUAAAGAUGGGAAGAACAAGACUGGAUUUACUGGUAGAAUGGGGAACAAGAUUGCAGCUCCAAGGCUUCUUAAGCUAACUCCUCUGGAUUCACAUAAUGCAGGAAAUAGCAAGUUUCAUGGUGGGCAAUUUUCUUGGGUUACCGAGAGUGGCAAGCAGGAGAGGCAUCUUGUUGCCAGUGUUGGUAAUUUUACCGUCAUUUGGAAUUUCAGACAAGUCAAAAACAGCAAUCAUGAAUGCUAUAAGAGCCAAGAGGGUUUGAAAAGCUGUUACUGUUACAACAUCGUUCCAAAAGAUGAUUCUGUUGUAGAUAGUAGAUUUAUGCAUGAGAAAUAUGCCGUUACAGAUAACCCCGAAGCUCCUCUGGUUGUUGCAACACCUAAGAAAGUGAGCUCUUUCAGCAUAGCAUCUGGCAGAUGACUUUCAAGCUUACAAUCGGCUGCAGGAAGCUCUGACAGUUCGAUCUCUCACUUACUCUGAACUCUUGAAGAAAUGGUUUCGUCCUCUGGACAUGUGCAUGUCUCAAUGCCAUGUGUAUUGUUGCAAACUGCUAUGCUCGGGGAUGUGUUUAAAAUUGUUCUUCCUGGCAUGACGAUUUCUCUGUUAAUGCAAGAUAUUUUUAAUACCAAUUCUAUCUUUCCUUUUUGUCA
Messenger RNA from Cryptomeria japonica (Japanese cedar), 2280 nucleotides. RefSeq names its product protein CYPRO4. The coding region runs from base 155 to 2050 and encodes 631 amino acids. The transcript is spliced from 2 exons. Lineage: Eukaryota; Viridiplantae; Streptophyta; Pinopsida; Cupressales; Cupressaceae. Gene Ontology annotation, cellular component: nucleus; cytoplasm. The record is from RefSeq and is a predicted model, not a curated record. Gene Ontology annotation, molecular function: protein binding.